Messenger RNA from Gallus gallus (chicken), 2790 nucleotides. It is a transcript of the gene MAEL, whose product is annotated as maelstrom spermatogenic transposon silencer. The record is from RefSeq and is a predicted model, not a curated record. Gene Ontology annotation, biological process: negative regulation of DNA-templated transcription; male meiotic nuclear division; spermatogenesis. Gene Ontology annotation, molecular function: sequence-specific DNA binding. NCBI's taxonomy places the organism in Eukaryota, Metazoa, Chordata, Aves, Galliformes, Phasianidae. The transcript is spliced from 12 exons. The coding region runs from base 38 to 1267 and encodes 409 amino acids. Gene Ontology annotation, cellular component: P granule; nucleus.
GCCGUCGCGGCGAGGCGAGUCGAGGCGGGUGGCCGCCAUGUCGCGCUCCCAGCGCUCCCGCAGCGCCUACUACUUCUUCGUGCGUGACCGGCUGCCCGUGCUGCAGCAGCGCGGCCUGCCCGUGGCCCGAGUGGUCGAUGGCUUUCCCCACCUCACCCAGGAGUGGGCGCUGCUGACGGUGGAGGAGAGGAUGUUCUAUGCAGAGAAAGCUCAAAAGUGGAAUGAAAAGAAAUCCCUUCAGAAGGCGGCGAAGGAGAUGCUUAAUAAUCCAGUACCGGCUGGUGUGACUACAGAGGUGUACAGAGUGACAUCUCUUCUUGAUGCCUCUGCUAUAUCGUGGAUGAGUGAUCAGGCCGUGCUUGCAGACACCUUCUAUUUCCUGAAUGUUUACAGUCACGGCAAGCUGCCGUCCCACUGUGACCAGCGCUUCCUCCCUUGUGAAAUCGGGUGUGUCAAGUACUCCCUGCAGGAAGGCAUAAUGGCUGACUUCCAUCACUUCAUAGAUUCAGAAGUACCGCCACGUGGUUAUCGGUACCACUGCCAGGCUGCUAGUGAUGCUACUCAUAAGAUCCCUAUAUCUGGAUUUCAUCUUUCACGUACUUGCUAUCCAGUGGUCAUACGUGAACUUCUUCAGUUUGCCCAGCCAGCCAAAGGUGCUUGGCCUCGUUUUUACUGCAAGUCUGAUGACAGAUUCCGAAUCAGCUGGUGUCUUGAACGAAUGGCUAGCAUAGCAGGUGUUGACAGCCCUCUGGAGCUUCUUACUGUAGAAGACCUGGUAAUAAAACUGUACCAGAAGAAAUAUCAUAAGGAGCCAUCCAAGACUUGGGUGUCUAGAGAGCUAGAUGUUGUCCUGUGGGAUUUUUCCAGUAAUACCAGGUGUGAGUGGCAUGAAGAGAAUGAUAUACUUUGCUGUGCUUUGGCGUCCUGUAAGAAAAUCGCUUAUUGCAUCAGUAAAUCUUUAGCUGGUGUGUAUGGAGUCUCGCUGACAGCUGCUCACCUGCCUCCUAAAGACUGUGUUUCCAAUGGAAAUACAAAUCUCAGGCGGGUAAUACUGGAUGCUGGACGAUUUCAGGAAUCGAAGGCUCGGGGUUCUGGAAGUGACAGACGCAUCCAUUCUCCAAGUGGAGUUCAAGAACUUGUCCCUUCUAGUUGUGAUUCUCCAUGUGAUGUGAAGAGUUUUCCUUUUGGAACAAGUACCAUUCGAGGAAGAGGAAUUACUCGAUGGCUGGAAAGUACACCUGCUCUAAGCAAAUCUUUCAGUAACUGAAAAUCUUCAAAUCCAGGACAGCCAUACAUUUCUUUUUCUUCCUUGUUUCCCUAAGAUAACCAGCAGUUUCUCCAGACUGCAGUUUUUCAUCUUACACGCAACUUUUGAUCGUUCAAGUUCUUGUUAAAAUGAUAAAACUGUCAUUUACUGGACUGAAGGGAAGAAAAUCUUCUUCAUUAUCUACAGGAAGGUGUUUUAAAGUUGCAUUCUCUCUGAAAAAUGCCGUGAUAGUUCUGUUUCUUAAUGGAUGGAGUGCAAAUUCAAGAGCGUUUAGCUACAUCACUGGAUUAGAAAUUCUUUAGUGGCCAAUGCAGCUUUAAACGAGUGCUGCUUUACUUUAUUUUUUUCCUUUAGUAACCUCCUUCAUCUCAUCUGUAUGUGCAAAAUAAUAUUUCAGUGCAUAACUGUCUCUCUCCAAAUACGAUGGAGAGAGCAGUGGAGGUACGACAGGAUGCACUGGGGAAUGUAAAGAGUCAUGGUCUCAAAGGAUAGCUCAGUCUUUUUUUCCACCCAUUGAGAACUCGAGUAGUCAUUCAAUGCAGAAAAGCAGAUAUUCUAUCAAAAAGUGUGGUGGCAGUUUUAUUGGUCUGUUAGUAUUCUUUUCGAGGCAUAAACUGUGUAUCAGGAAUAUGGAUACUGUUUUUUCCUUUGCAUCAGCAAUUAAAAGAUUUGUGUUCCUUAAAAUUAGUGCUGAUUUAUUAUUAUUAUUAAAUUGACUGAGACCAUUCGUAUUUAUUUGAGGGGACAGGAAUACUGGGAAUAGCUCCAGUAUUCCCAGGAAUAAUGGGAAAUUAGAUGUUUCAUGGAGAUGCAAAUCUUGGAUGUGUCUCUAAUUAGUUGUCUAUUAUGUAAAUGUCCUCCUUAGUGUAUGUGUCUUCGAACAACUGAUUCUCAAAAAUAAGAGCUUUUUUAGUUUUUUACAUCUUGUUCCAGCAGAGGUCCGGUUGUGCAAUACUAUCUCCAUAGCAACUAACUGUGAGAGGAAAUGAAUUUCAUUCCUUUUAGGAACUGGAUCUUAGAAUUGAGUAGUUCCAUCUUUGGAAUGAUAGGAGGGGAGGAAAAAGAAUCAACACAUCUGUGAGCAAACUCAGGUGUGCUGACCAGUAUUUUAGAAAGUGCCACUUGCUGGUUUGAUUGGAAACCUGUUAAAAGCCAUUUUGAGGGCCUUCUUCCAGGAUCACUGGACCAUUUUGAUGUAUCCUAUUGAAGAGUUUGCUCUUGUCAUUGAAUUUCCUUGCCUAACUCCAUUUGCUUCCUUUGAGGUGGUUGUUCUGCCUGCUAGACAUUACCAGUUAAAGCUCAAUAAACCUUGAAGACUGAGAUUUACCAGACGUAAAGGCAUCAGGGAGCUUUGUAACAGGGUAACAAGGUCUACUUAUUAGUAGAAGAGGUUUUUAUCUGCUGUGGAAUACAGUUGAGUUCUAAGUUUUCCAGUUGAUGGCUGCACUGAUGUUUCAGAAUGUACAGAACUGUAAUCUUUGGAUUAUUUUCAGAAGUCAGUACAAUAAAAGUUUCAUGUUUCA